This is a messenger RNA of Physcomitrium patens, 1242 nucleotides long. RefSeq lists its product as uncharacterized. NCBI's taxonomy places the organism in Eukaryota, Viridiplantae, Streptophyta, Bryopsida, Funariales, Funariaceae. The record is from RefSeq and is a predicted model, not a curated record. Gene Ontology annotation, cellular component: mitochondrial inner membrane; MICOS complex; mitochondrion.
UUCGUUAGAGCUUGGUCGUUCCCGGGUUUCGCUGAUGGGCAUUUGAUUAGGUUUUAGAAUCUGGAGCGUGAUUUGGAGGUUUAGGGAUUCGUUUAGUUACGAUGACGGGUUUAGGAUCAGUAUGAGGUGCGGGUUUGCGGAAGUUUUUCUGGAAUCAAGGGUUUUUGAUUCCUGCUGACUUAGCUAGAGAUCGGAAUCAUAAGAAUAGAGAGAUUACGAGGGAGAGGAGUUGCUUCGGCAUAGGUCUGGUGAGACAGUUUUUAUUGUGCGGAGAGCGGUAUUAGUCAGCUCGAAAUCAUAACAUAAUUUAGGGCGCUAUUGUUUCAGGACCGUUUAACUAGGGCAUGUUUGAUCAGCUAUAUGCAUUUAUUUUCAGCUUGGCCGGUUCAGUGAUGUAUGGGAUUUUAGGUGUUGGAGCAGGAACGAUCGAGAAAUUUUCGAAACAGAGCGCGGGAUCCCCACGAUGACGUAACAGCGCAUCGAGUGCUGUCAACGUUGAACCUGGUUGUACGUCUUUAAGAGAGAGAUGGAGCGACCACCCCAACGCCAGUAUGAAGAGAACUGGGAUGCAGCUAUUGACCUUACCUUGAGACGCUUUGUUUAUGGUUCCCUCUCUGGAGCCGCAAGUGCCUUGCUCCUCUUUAGGAGCCCCUCUACGCGCUGGGCUGCUGUGGCUUUUGGAGCUGGCGCAGGCAUUGGAUCAGCCUUCACAGACUCAUCCAAGCUCUUUCGUGGCUCGUUUGGUGCCAGUUCGCCGUCCAUCUCAUCAUCGCCACCCGCUGUUGUCCCUGAUGCCCAACCCAGCUCUGUCGAUCCAGUUCGGGAGCCACCUCAGGACUCGAAGCUUGAGCGCUCUGAGGAGCCUGUCGUGAAAGAUUCUCAAUAAAUUGAAAAUGAAUUCAGAUUAAAUCUUUGGUGACUGACACUUGUCAUCGGUUAACUAUCCCUGGUGCUCACCACUGAGAAGCAUUUAAUACUAGUACGUCUUGAUGCGGCGUGAGUAUUAGAAUGAGUUCAGAAGAGCAGGACGACCAGAGUUUCUGUUUGCCUUCACCAGAAACACAAUUAGCAGCCAUUUGUGAAGGCUGAUUUGAGGACGUUUCCUUGAACUUCGUAGUUUUGCAGAAGCUUUCUUGGCAAACGAUGACCAUUUUGCAUAUCUUGUCAUUUCCUCCAUUCUUUUUAGUGUUUGUUAUGGCAGCUGUAAUCUGCACUCACUUGCAAGUUGCAUUUUUAGCAGCA